Molecule: messenger RNA, 1098 nt
Organism: Trichechus manatus latirostris (Florida manatee)
Lineage: Eukaryota; Metazoa; Chordata; Mammalia; Sirenia; Trichechidae
Gene: NT5C1A
Product: 5'-nucleotidase, cytosolic IA
Exons: 6
Coding region: 1-1098 (365 amino acids)
Biological process (GO): adenosine metabolic process; nucleotide metabolic process
Cellular component (GO): cytosol; cytoplasm
Molecular function (GO): magnesium ion binding; nucleotide binding; 5'-nucleotidase activity
Source: RefSeq, a predicted model, not a curated record
AUGCAGCCUGAGGAGCCCCGGGAGCGCCACAAGCCCGGGCCAGGGGCAGAGACCGCCGCGGCCCCGCGCUGGGAAGAAGCCAAGACUUUCUACGACAACCUCACGCCCAAGAAGAAACCCAAAUCGCCUAAGCCUCAGAAUGCAGUCACCAUUGCUGUGUCUUCCCGAGCCUUGUUCCGCAUGGAUGAGGAGCAGCGGAUCUACACUGAGCAGGGCGUGGAGGACUACGUGCGCUACCAGCUGGAACACGAGAAUGAGCCCUUCAGCCCUGGGCCCGCCUUCCCCUUCGUGAAGGCUCUGGAGGCUGUGAACAGCAGGCUGCGGGAGCUGUACCCCGAUGGUGAGGACCUUUUUGACAUCGUCCUCGUGACCAACAACCACGCUCAAGUGGGAGUCCGUCUCAUCAAUAGUAUCAACCACUAUGACCUGUUCAUCGAGAGGUUCUGCAUGACGGGUGGGAACAGCCCCAUCUGCUACCUCAAGGCCUACCACACCAACCUCUACUUGUCAGCUGAUGCGGAAAAAGUGCAGGAAGCCAUUGAUGAGGGGAUUGCAGCUGCCACCGUCUUCAGCCCCAGCAGGGAUGUGGCUGUGUCCCAGACCCAGCUGCGCGUGGCCUUCGAUGGGGACGCCGUGCUGUUCUCAGACGAGUCGGAGCGCAUCGUCAAAGCCCAUGGGCUGGACAGAUUCUUCGAGCAUGAGAAGGCCCAUGAGAACAAACCCUUGGCCCAGGGCCCCCUAAAGGGCUUUCUGGAGGCGCUGGGUAGGCUGCAGAAGAAGUUCUACUCCAAGGGCCUACGGCUGGAGUGCCCAAUCCGCACCUACUUGGUGACAGCGCGCAGUGCAGCCAGUUCUGGUGCCCGGGCUCUCAAGACCCUGCGCAGCUGGGGCCUGGAGACGGAUGAGGCUCUGUUCCUGGCUGGAGCACCCAAGGGCCCCCUCCUCGAGAAGAUCCGCCCACACAUCUUCUUUGAUGACCAGAUGUUCCACGUGGCUGGGGCUCAGGAGAUGGGCACGGUGGCUGCCCAUGUGCCUUACGGUGUGGCACAGACAUCCCCACGGACUGCAGCGACAAAGCAGGUCCCGCCUGCCCAGUAG